Messenger RNA from Myotis daubentonii (Daubenton's bat), 1470 nucleotides. RefSeq names its product ciliary microtubule associated protein 1A (gene CIMAP1A). Gene Ontology annotation, cellular component: cytoskeleton; outer dense fiber. Lineage: Eukaryota; Metazoa; Chordata; Mammalia; Chiroptera; Vespertilionidae. The record is from RefSeq and is a predicted model, not a curated record.
CAGGGCCCAGGUCCAGGGGGCUGAGAGCAGUCAAUCCCCGACGUCGCCCACGGGAGGAGCCCAGGAGGAACCCCGAGGGGUGAAGACAGGGCCGGCCAUGAGGACCCCGAGGGGCCGCUGGCCAGCAGGGCGCCAGCACAGAGCCCCCAUCCAGCUCCCGCCCGCCCGCCCAGCACAACCACCCUCACCUGGGACCGAGCCCCUCCUGCCUGCUCCCCGCUCCGUGGGCGCUGCUGGGGGGCUCAGAGGUUUGCUCCUGGGCCACCCGGGAGCAGGGCUUGGCCGGGGCGGGGUUCCUCUAAAAGAAGCCAUUGUCUGCAUCACAGAGCCGGCGAUCUAGAACCCACCUUCCCACAGAGCCACAUUCUAGAGCCCGGGUGCCGGGGCCCCCCGAUUCUUAAAGCCCCCCGGUGGGAGAGGAGGGGGAGGUGGAAGCCUUCCUCUCCAUGUCCCUUUUUCGGGAAGUCCCCGACGCGGAGGACGAUGCGACGGGACCACCUCUGAGGAGGCUCGGUCCAUAGGUUGCUCGGAGCACCGCCCCUGGACCAGAGCCGGCCAUGACGGAAGAAGUAUGGGUGGGAACCUGGAGGCCCCAUCGCCCCCGGGGGCCCAUCAUGGCCCUCUACAGCAGCCCGGGCCCCAAGUACCUGAUUCCAGCCACCACAGGCUUCAUGAAGCACACGCCCACCAAGGUGCGGGCGCCAGCCUACAGCUUCCGCGGGGCCCCCCUGCUCCUGGCCGAGAACUGCUCCCCGGGGCCUCGCUACAGUGUGAACCCCAAGGUACUGAGGACUGGCAAGGACCUCGGCCCCGCCUUCUCCAUCCUGGGGCGCUACCACACCAAGACCACGAUGACCCCUGGCCCCGGCGACUACUUUCCAGAGAAAUCUACCAAGUAUGUGUUCGACUCGGCGCCCAGCCACUCCAUUUCUGCCCGGACCAAGACCUUCCGGGUGGACAGCACCCCAGGCCCUGCCGCCUACAUGCUGCCCAUGGUGAUGGGGCCCCACACGGUUGGCAAGGCCUCCCAGCCCUCCUACUCCAUCAAGGGCCGCAGCAAGCUGGGCGGCUUCAGCGAAGACCUGCAUAAGACCCCAGGUCCCGCGGCCUACCACCAGACCGACGUGCAGGUGACCAAGUUCAAGGCUCCGCAGUACACCAUUGCGGCCCGAGUGGAGCCCCCGGGGGACAAGACCCUCAAGCCAGGACCAGGAGCCCACAGCCCCGAGAAGGUGACCCUGACCAAGCCCUGCGCCCCCAUCGUCACCUUUGGCAUCAAACAUUCCGACUACAUGACCCCCCUGAUCCUGCAGGUGGACUAGCCCCGGGCGGGGCAGGGAUGGGCAGAGCCCAGCCACCGCCCGCCUGGCCUGCGGGCCGAAGCAUGCUUCUUUGGACAAUUAUGAUUUUUCUAUGCAUCCCCUUGCUAAUUGUGUGCCCACAUAUAUAAUAAAUCAUGAUUCCAUUUGC